Molecule: messenger RNA, 1267 nt
Organism: Struthio camelus australis
Lineage: Eukaryota; Metazoa; Chordata; Aves; Struthioniformes; Struthionidae
Source: RefSeq, a predicted model, not a curated record
AUGCCUCACUCGCUGCUGCAGUCAUCCAAGACACAGAUGACAGGUGUCCUUGAGGAGUUUCACCGUUACUCUUCCUUGGCCAAACUCAUGUCAAUCUACCAAGCAACCAACAGGACCUCCUUCAACUGGACAGACAGCCGUAUUAUUGAGUGGGAGAAAUUUGCCGAGCUGGCUAAAUAUGAGCCAGAAUCCCAGAAACCAACAGUGAAAGCACUCCUAAUUGUGGCAUACUCAGUGAUCAUCAUCAUGUCCCUCUUUGGGAACAUGCUGGUGUGCCACGUGGUGCUCAAGAACAAGAGGAUGCACUCAGUCACCAGCCUCUUCAUUGUCAACCUCGCAGUGUCAGACAUCAUGAUCACACUGCUCAACACUCCCUUCACCUUGGUUCGGUUUGUGAACAGCACGUGGAUCUUCGGAAAGGCCAUGUGUCACAUCAGCCGCUUCGUGCAGUACUGCUCCCUCCAUGUCUCCACACUGACCCUAACAGCCAUCGCCCUGGACAGGCACCAGGUCAUUCUGAACCCACUAAAGCAAAGGAUGUCGCUAACGAAAGGAGCGCUGAGCAUCUCUGUUAUCUGGCUGAUGGCAACCUGCUUCUCUCUACCCCACGCCAUCUAUCAGCAGCUGUUCCAGUACCGUUACAGGGAAGCCACUGUCCGGAGUUUGUGCCUCCCUGAUUUUCCUGAGCCUGCAGAACUGGUCUGGAAAUAUCUGGACUUGUCCACCUUUCUCCUCCUGUACCUCCUGCCCCUGCUCAUCAUCACCGUCACCUACACACGCCUGGCCAAGAAGCUGUGGCUGCGCAACGCCAUUGGAGACAUCACCACGCAGCAGUACAUCACCCACCACAGGAACAAGAAGAAGAGAGUCAAGAUGCUGGUGCUGGUGGUGGUGGUCUUUGCUGUCUGCUGGUUCCCCCUCAACUGCUAUGUGGUGCUCAUCUCCAGCCUGGGGAUCAAGACAAAGAACUCUCUCUAUUUUGCUCUGCACUGGUUUGCCAUGAGCAGCACCUGCUACAAUCCUUUCAUCUACUGCUGGCUGAAUGAGAGCUUCCGCUCAGAGCUCAAGGCCUUGCUCUGCAUGUGCCAGAAGGUGCCACAGACUCAGAACAACGUGCUGCCACCUGUGAUCAUGUCGUGCCGAGAGGCAUGGAUGGAGCAAGCCAGAUACAAGAAGGGGCCUUCCUCACAGACCUAUUGCUCUACUGUGAACGUCCAGACAGCCAACACAGAUUUGUGAGCCAAAGCAUUGAGAUGAGUUAGCUGGA